CUACAGCCUCUCAACUUUUUCUCACCACUUCCUUUUCUCAAGUUGUCUUCUAUAUCGAAGAAGAAAUUAUGGGUCUGAAUGGUAAGUUGAUUGCUUCAGUAGAGGUGAAGUGUGGAGGACACCUGAUUCAUGACAUUUUGCAUACCAAUACUCAUCAUAUAUCCAAUAUAAGUCCUGGUAAGGUCCACAAAUUUGAUAUUGAUGAAGGUGAAAUCGUAAAAGUUGGUUCAAUUGUUAGCUGGAAAUAUAACGACGAUGGAAAAGAUAAGAUCUGUAAGCAGGUGAUUGAAGCUGUGGAUCAUCAGAACAAAUCAAUCACUUGGAAAGUGAUUGGAGGAGAUCUGUUAGAUUUGUACAAUUCCUUCACUAUGAUCUCAUCCCAUGACCACCAAUGGACUACGUGGACAUUUGUGUACGAGAAGAAAACUGAAGACACUCCAGAGCCUCUCGUUUUCUUGGGUUAUGCCCUACAUGUCACCAAAGAUAUAGAGGGUCACCUUCUCAAGUAAUAUAAAUUUAUGCUAUUCAAUUGCUCAUAGCCUAUAUAUAUAUAUAUAUAUAUAUAUAUAUAUAUAUAUAUAUAUAUAUAUAUAUAUGUAUGUAUGUAUGUAUGUAUGUAUGUAUGAAUUUGGCAAUAUUGGCUAGUUGUAGCUAGCUGCGUGUGAAAUAAAUAAUGUUGUGUUUGAAGAAUAUAUUAUAUAUGCACUCUCCUUCUAUGGAUGUACAUCCAAUGGUGAAUAUAUGUAAGAUGUUAUGAAUUUUGCAACUGUGAGCUUUACCUAUAACAAAGACGAUAUAUUUAACA
Messenger RNA from Nicotiana attenuata, 805 nucleotides. RefSeq names its product kirola-like. The transcript has 2 exons. NCBI's taxonomy places the organism in Eukaryota, Viridiplantae, Streptophyta, Magnoliopsida, Solanales, Solanaceae. The coding region runs from base 69 to 509 and encodes 146 amino acids. The record is from RefSeq and is a predicted model, not a curated record. Gene Ontology annotation, biological process: defense response.